AUGGCAGAUAUACCGAAGGUGGGAAGAAGUAACCAUGGCGGGGGUAGGGUCCCAUGUGAAGACGACAUCAAACGGCCAUCACUUGUCAAGAUUGGAGGAGUGGACAACGAUGUCACACACGGCAGGCAAGAAGAGCUGGGGGGGUGGAGGGGGGUGUUGAACUUUUUGGAAAAAAGGGGAGAUGUUGAAGUCAGAGGAUGCACACCAGUUGGCUACGAGGACAGGAACGAGACGGCCUACUCCAAGAUCUUCACGCUGUGGUUUUGCAUGAGUUGCAAUCCCCUUCCAGUCACGUUUGGCAUGGUGGGGACCAUGUCGUUUGGCCUCAGUUUACGAGAUGCAGCACUGGUUAUCCUCUUCUUCACGCUCGUCUCCACAGUGCCUGUAGCGUACAUGUGCACGUGGGGCCCCGUGACUGGCAUGCGACAACUUGUCCAAGCGCGAUUUUCGUUUGGAAAGUACUUUGUGUCUCUUCUGAUCCUGCUCAACCUCGCGACACUGACUGGCUUCUGCGUGGUUGACAGUGUCAUUGGCGGCAUGGCCUUGUCUGCGGUGCAGGAUGGGACGACCAUUAAUGCAACUGUCGGCAUCGUCGUGAUUGCCCUCCUAUCGCUCGUCAUAUCCUUUUGUGGGUUUGGCGUGCUGCACCACUACGAGCGAUGGGCGUGGAUACCCGCACUGCUGGCACUUAUCAUUGCUGCAGGGUGCGGAGGCCAGAAACUCGGUCACCAGGUUGCUGCCCCUGCGGCGACUGCAUCGCAGGUACUGUCGUUUGGCGGUCUAGUGGCUAGCUUCAUGUUGCCAUGGGCCGCACUGGCCAGCGACUUCUCCACAUACAUGCACCCAAAGGCACCUCGGUCCCGCAUCGCACUGUACACAUAUAUUGGCCUCGCACUCCCAACAGUCUUGUUGAUGACACUGGGUGCAGCAAUGGGCGGCGCGACACCCAAUGUGCCGUCGUGGCAAGCGGGCUACGAGGCCAAUGCAGCGAGCGGUGUCCUCGCAGCCAUGCUGCACCCAGCAGGAGGCUUUGGACGGUUCGUCACGGUGGUGCUGGCAUUCAGCAUGCUGGGCAACCUGUCUGCGACCAUGUACAGCGUCACGCUCAACCUGCAGAUGCUCGUGCCCUGGCUCUUCCGCGUCCCACGCAUCGUCUUCAGCAUCGUCAUCACGGGCAUCGUCAUUGGCGUCGCCGUCGAGGCGUCAAAGAGCUUCUUCCUCAACCUCGAGAACUUCAUUGGUGUCAUUGGAUACUGGAGCGCUGCGUUCAUUGGCAUUGUGCUGGUUGAACAUGUGCUAUUCCGAGGCGGCAGCUUUGCAGCCUACACCGAGGAUGCAGACGCAUGGGACGACGGCCAAAAACUGCCAGCGGGAUACGCAGCACUUGGCGCGUUCCUGUUGUCGUUUGGGCUCAUUGUGCCUUGCAUGGGCCAGAUCUGGUGGACGGGGCCUAUUGCGGAAACUACGGGCGACAUCGGACUCGAGGUGGCCGUGGUGCUGUCGGCGCUGUUAUACGUGCCCUUGAGGACGUGGGAGAAGAGGGUAUGCAGGAGAUGA
This is a messenger RNA of Bipolaris maydis ATCC 48331, 1557 nucleotides long. The record is from RefSeq and is a predicted model, not a curated record. NCBI's taxonomy places the organism in Eukaryota, Fungi, Ascomycota, Dothideomycetes, Pleosporales, Pleosporaceae.